AUGACUUGGCAUCGGUCUCACUCCAGGAUCUUAACUCUCUGUACAGCUACAGGUGGUUCUCUUCUCGCUUCCUGCUCUAGUACAAAUUGCUCGGAUUCCGACACCUCUGCUUUGGGACCUUCUAUUCACGCGCAUUCCUAUAGUGAUGGUUACAAACGUCGUGCCCCUCGAAUGAUAAUCGCAGACCCUGAUGCAUUUGCUCACAAGAUAAAAAAGUUUGUUAAGGACGGACCAGACCAUCUCUUGGUGAUCACCGAUUUUGAUCGGACGUUGACGCCAUACUACAAGCAACGGAAUGAUUCUAAGGCCCCAUUAGAGCAAGAAAAUAGCAGCCAUGGACUGCUUAUGACCAGCAGUGUGUUGCACCCACAAGUACGUGUUGGAGAGCAAGAGCUUUUUGCAAAAUUUUACCCUGUGGAGAUGUCUCUGUCACUUUCAAAUGAGGAGAAGCUACCGUUUAUGGAGCAAUGGUGGAACAGUGCGCAUGCGUUGCUUGUUAAGUACAAGCUGACACGUGAGCAGGUGAAAGAAGCAGUUUCUCUAGGAUCGUUCAGUUUUCGUCAGGGCUUUCACUCCUUGUUGAAGCUACUGCACGACGAGCAUGUACCGAUACUUAUCUUCUCGGCUGGACUCUACGAUGUCAUCCACGCUGUAUUGGAGCAAGAGUUUGCUAUUGCGUGCAAGCAUAACGGAAGUACAGAAAAGGCUGGAAGUGGUGCCAACCGAGUUUUCACUCCUAGCAACGUGCACGUGGUUUCAAACAUGAUGCGCUUCGAUGCCGAUGGAAUCAUUGAAGGCUUUUAUGGGGAGAUUAUUCACUCGCUAAACAAAACUGCGCGUGUACUUCUUGACUCGCCAUUCUGGAAGGAUUGUCAGAUGGAGAAGCGGCGCAAUGUGCUGCUGAUGGGAGAUUCGCGAGGCGAUGUACACAUGGCCGAAGGGUUGAUUGCGGACGAAAUUAUCCGCGUUGGAUUCCUUAACGUGCAUGUGGACGAAGCGUUGGACGAGUACCUCGAGCUUUAUGAUGUAGUAUUUACCCACGACGUGAGUCUUGUCCCCGUGCAAAUGUUGAUCGAGCAGAUAGCGACGGCGUCAAAGGGUUGCAAGAGUUGA
This is a messenger RNA of Peronospora farinosa, 1113 nucleotides long. NCBI's taxonomy places the organism in Eukaryota, Oomycota, Peronosporomycetes, Peronosporales, Peronosporaceae. The record is from the annotation of a GenBank genome assembly.